UGUUCCCUCCCUUUUUUUCGCUCGGCCGCUUCACUCACCUGCGCACAAAUAGAGAGAGGGAGGGGAAAAGAAGCAAAAUCGACAUGUCCAGCCGCCCCUCCUCUCCUCACACAGAGCGGCGCAGCUCCAACCUUGAAGAUCGACCGGCAGGGAGGACGGCGGCAGACGGCCGCGCGACGCGACCACAUCCAGGCGGCGGGCAGGAACCACCGGCAAGCUGGAGCAUCUACCGUCGACCAGCUAGCCACCAAGCCCCAGCGGCAUCCAUCUGCCGCAAGUCUCUUCAGAUGGAUGAUCAAGGCAGGAUGAUAGACUUUGGUAUUCAAGGCCAUGAGUUCAGUCAAAGGACUACAAUACCUUGUCCAAAUAUUGGUCACCAUCAGGACAAUGGACUUGAUGACCUGGAGUUUACUCAAGGAGCUACAGGACACCAAACAAAUAUUGGUCAGGACAAUGGACUUGAUGACUUGGAGUUCAGUCAAAGGAUCAUAGGACGCCGUCCUAAUUUUGGUACGCUGCAGCGUUGUGAUGACCUCGACUUUGACCAAAGGAGUGCAAGGCAGCAUGAGGAUAGUGGUUAUAGAACUCAGAAUGCAUGGAGUAAAGAGGCAUGGAAUAAGAUUGUGGAUAACAUAAACAAAAAGUUUGGCUUGUCACUAGAUGUUAAAAAAGUGAAACAAAAGGAACUGGAUCUGAAGAAAGACUUCCGCACUGUGAAAGAGUUGGCAGCUGAGAGUGGCUUUGGUUGGGACCGUAUCGGAAUGAAAGUUGUUGCCCCAGAUGCCGUUUGGGAAUCAUUUGCGGAGCGUCAUAACACGGAUGCACUCAUAUGGAGAGACAAACACUUUCCAUAUUAUGAUGAUUUAUUUGCAUUGUAUGAAGGACGGUAUGCUGAAGGAAGGAAUAGGCGUGGCAUGGACUAUUAUGCAGAUAGGGAUAAAGAACCAUCACAAACCAAAUUUGCAGAAUCACAAGGGACCAAUGAUUAUGAUGGAUCACCCUCACCUAAUAUAAAUGCUGCUGAUUUUCCCAUUGAAGAAGAAGGUGAGAAAGACACUUCUGAUUUUCCCCAGCAGCAAUGCCCAUCAAGGCGCUCCACACAAAUGAAUUCUCAGUUUGUGAAAACACCGGAAAUGUGUGGAGCAAGACCCACAAAGAGGCAGAAAAAUAGUGAUUUUCAAGAGAAGUACUUGAAGCUCAAGAAAGAAGAAAUUGAACGGUUUGCAGCUAUUGAGGAGAAGAAGCUUGAGGAUCCCUAUAGCAUCAGUAGGUGUGUCACAACACUUGAACGUCUACCUGGUCUACAAAUGGCUGAUAUGGUGAUGGCUGCUGAUAUCUUCAAAAGCAAGGAGAAUAGAGAGCUUUUCCUAUCGUUUUCUACGGAUGAACCAAGAUUAGCCUGGCUCAAAAGGCAGAUUGGGCAUAUCUAA
Triticum dicoccoides is the source of this 1430-nucleotide messenger RNA. RefSeq lists its product as uncharacterized. Bases 84 to 1430 code for a protein of 448 amino acids. The transcript has 6 exons. Lineage: Eukaryota; Viridiplantae; Streptophyta; Magnoliopsida; Poales; Poaceae. The record is from RefSeq and is a predicted model, not a curated record.